AUGAAGGAAGACAUGGGUAUGGAUUUAACAUAUAUUAUGUAUUGGCGAGCUAAGGAAAUAGCACUUGAAGAGUUAAGGGAAAAACCAUCAGCAUCAUACGGAAAACUACCUGCAUACAUACAUGUGAUGAACACUAGUUAUCCAGGUUCACAUAUAAGAGUGAAAAAGAAUGCAGACAAUGAGUUUUUAUAUAUAUUUGUAGCACUAACUUCAUUCAUCCAAGGGUUCGAUCAUUGUAGACCUGUCAUAGUUGUUGAUGCCAGUCAUCUCAGGGGACUUUAUAAUGGUACUUUCGUAGCUGCAUGUACCAUGGAUGAAGCUGGACAUAUAUUUUCUUUGGCCUAUGGUGUACUUGAUUCUGAAAAGGAUGCAUCUUGGAGUUGGUUCUUCGAGAAUCUGAAAGAAGCAUACGGUGAAAGAAAAGAUAUGUGUGUCGUUUCUGAUCAUGUCUUCUACACCAUGGCAAAAUCAUAUUCAAAGACUGAAUUUCACAAGUUAAUGGAGAAAGUGAAGGCUGUUGAUGCUAGAGUAAAGAAUUACUUGGAAUUGGCCGAUUACGAUAUGUGGUCUAGGUCGUAUGCACCCAUUCAUAGAGGAUGGACUUUGACAUCAAACAUUGUUGAGUCCAUUAACGUUGCGCUGAAUGAAGCGGAAUGUACACGUAUGAAGGUUAUACCUGCAUCAGAGUAUAUCUAUACAGUCCAAUACAAGGAUAAACAUUUUCUUGUUUGUCGUAAGGAAACAAAUGCUCUUGCAAUGCAUUUUAGUUAG
Messenger RNA from Capsicum annuum, 771 nucleotides. RefSeq lists its product as uncharacterized. The transcript is spliced from 5 exons. NCBI's taxonomy places the organism in Eukaryota, Viridiplantae, Streptophyta, Magnoliopsida, Solanales, Solanaceae. The record is from RefSeq and is a predicted model, not a curated record. The coding region runs from base 1 to 771 and encodes 256 amino acids.